AUGUCUGGAGAAUCCGCCACCGCUAUUCACAAGGGUCAAGUUGAUCUCUUAGGCUUCAUAGAUUGGAUUGGUGUUGAAUGCCUCAAUCAAAGCACCACUCUCUCUGUUUCCAGUGCUAUCAAACAGGGAGGUGCUGAAAGGGAACAAGGAUUACUUCAGAUACUGACUGAGAUGGACGGAUUCAAAGUUUCCACAGCACAGGUGCUUGUGAUAGGUGCUACAAAUAGAUUGGAUAUUAUUGAUCCUGCUCUUUUGAGGAAGGGUCGUUUCGACAAGAUCAUUAGAGUUGGUUUGCCUUUAAGAGAUGGAAGACUUGCCAUUUUGAAGGUGCAUGCUAUGAAUAAGUAUUUUCGCUCAGAAGAAGAAAAAGAUACUCUGCUUAACGAAAUUGCAGAGCUAACAGAAGAUUUUACUGGGGCAGAGCUGCAGAAUAUACUGAACGAAGCUGGAAUUUUAACGGCCAGGAAGGAUUUGGAUUAUAUUGGGCGUGACGAGUUGCUUGAGGCAUUAAAAAGGCAAAAAGGAACAUUUGAAACAGGGCAAGAGGACACUACAGAAAUUCCUGAAGAACUGAGACUGAGAUUGGCAUAUAGAGAAGCAGCUGUUGCUGUUAUUGCAUGUUAUUUUCCUGAGCCACUCCGCCCUUUUGUUGAGAAAUAA
Messenger RNA from Vicia faba (fava bean), 660 nucleotides. Lineage: Eukaryota; Viridiplantae; Streptophyta; Magnoliopsida; Fabales; Fabaceae. The record is from the annotation of a GenBank genome assembly.